Messenger RNA from Camelina sativa (false flax), 1846 nucleotides. Lineage: Eukaryota; Viridiplantae; Streptophyta; Magnoliopsida; Brassicales; Brassicaceae. The record is from RefSeq and is a predicted model, not a curated record.
ACAAAAAAAAUCAAACCAAUGGAACACAGCACACAGCAUAAACGGCAAGGCGUUUGCACUUGAAAUUGUGUCAAAAAAAAAAAGAGGAGUUGAAACUCGAAAAGGCGAGAAUCCAAGCGCCAUUUAUCCUCAGACAGUCACAGUGGUCUUAAGGCAUUUGGAUCGAUGGUACUCGUUAAGGCUUAGGAGGAGGGUUCAUCAGCUAGAUCUGCUGUGGUAAUUCAACUCCAUUUCGAUUGUCUGCCAAAGAAAACAAAUGGUUGGUAGAGGGAAAGCGAAACAGGCUCGUUCCAAGAAGUCAUCGAGUAGUAGAUCCAAGGAAGAAGAUAGGAUAAGCCAGUUACCUGAUCCUUUGAUCUGUCACAUUCUUUCUCAUCUUACCGCAAAGGAUGCUGUUAAGACAAGCGGUUUAUCCACCAGAUGGAGGACUCUCUGGCUUUGGGUUCCAAAAUUCGAAUUGGAGGAUUCCGUAGAAUUCGAAGAUUUCAAUGCCUUUGUGAGUGUCGGUGACCGGUUUUUCGAUUCCGGUAGGGUUUCAUGCCUAGACAAACUCAAGUUAACUAUUAUUAUAAAGGAUGAAGAUGUUUAUGAUACAUCCUGUAUCACUUCAUGGAUUGAUGUUGCAGUUACGCGUCAGAUGCGUCAUCUACAUAUUGAGUGUCAUACAGAGUAUGCCUUUCCUGAGAUGCCUCCAAUCUUUUAUAUCUGCAAGACACUCAUACACUUAGAUCUCUCUCAAGCGAGCUUCUGUGACUUGUCUAAGCUUUACCAUUUCCUUACCUUGUCUUAAGACUAUGCAUUUAGAAGAUAUUCUUUAUCCUAAUGAGGCCACUUUCGAGAGACUUGUCUCAUCCUGCCCUGUCUUGGAGGAGUUAAAGAUUGUCGGAUGUAUGCGAAAGUCUUUCGGGUGCUCUCUAGUUCAUUGAUGAAGCUCAGUAUAGAACUAUAUUUUAUUAUGCAUGAAUUUGGUACAGGAGUUGUGAUUGAUGCUCCCCAACUACGCUUUUUGAGCAUCAGAGAUGACUUGUCAGAAAGCUUCAUAAUCAAGAAUAUGCAUUCCACAGUCAAGUUAGAUAUUUCGCUUGCUUUUGGUUUGGGGAAAUACAAUGAAGAAGAUGUUUUGUCGAAGCGAAGUAUGAUCCAUGAUUUUCUCCCCGGGAUUUCAGUGGUCAAGGAAAUGAUCAUAUCUUGGGACACCUUCAUGGUCAUCUAUCAAUACGCGAAGUUCGAACCGCUGCCUCAGUUUGGCUACUUGUCAUGCAUGAAUGUUACUCUCCGUGUAUCCGUUUUGAAUUGGUUGCCAACAUUUCUUGAGAGCUGCCCGCACUUAAAAAUCAUCAACGUGGCGUUGGCUAAUGACAUUAAGUAUUCUGAAGAGAUGAAUCAAAUAAGGUUUUCAUCUGUUCCCGAGUGUUUGCUAUCGUCGCUCGAGUUUGUUGAAUUCAGUAACACAUUCUCAGGAGAUCUUGCAGAAAUGAAGCUGGUAAAGUACUUCCUAGAGAAUUCAGCAAUCCUCAAGAAACUUACUCUACGUUUAUGUUAUGGUCGAAGAAAAGAUGAAAUCUUCAAGGAACUCCUCAGAAUCCCAAGACGCUCUAGCACAUGUCAAAUCAUCAUACUCUGAUUGGUAAAAAUUAGUGAAGAUUGUCUGUUAUUAAUCAGUUUGAUGUAAGGAUGUUCUUGCUACACAGGAAAUGCAUGUGUAGGUUUUUUUUGUAUGUUUGUUUCGUUAGAGUAAAUAGAGAUGAAACAGUUUUAGGCUACUUUCGUGAGAAAUCAAGGUGUCGUUUACUCUAUGCUUAAGCUUGAGGAGGUUUUUACUCUUUUCUUGUGAUCCUUAAACCUA